AUAGCGACCACGCAAAGAGAAAUCAAACACAAAGCAAAGACAAAAGUGUGACUUGUCCAAAAAUUCUCUUCUCCCUCGCACUCGUCUCGUCCGCAACCAUCGGAGAACCAAAAAAAAAAAAAAAAGGAAGAGAAGAGAGAGAGAGAGAAACAUGGAGUUGUAGAAUAGAGAGAUUAGAUGGCAAACACAGAGAGAUUAUAGUGAGAGAGAGAGAGAGAGAGCAGCAGGGCAAUGCUGGAAUUGAUUGGCUCUAAUUCAAAGUCUAACUAGAUUAUAUGGGGGGCAGUGGAACUCUCGUGGACGGUGUGCGUCGCUGGUUUCAACGCCAUACUUUUCAUUCUAAUAACAAUAAUCUUGAUAAUCAUGCUGUGAAUAAAUCUCAAUCUCAAUCUCAAGAACAACAAGGUCCUCUUACCAUUGUUGAAGACUUUGAUUUUGCUGGCUUAAAGCCCAUCAGGGUUCCCAAAAGAAACCACCUUCCAAUUUCCUACUCUAUGGAUCCUCAAAAGAAGGGUGCACUAGAAACAGAAUUUUUCACUGAGUACGGAGAGGCAAGCCGAUACCAAAUUCAAGAAGUCAUUGGGAAAGGAAGCUAUGGUGUUGUUGGUUCUGCAGUUGACACACAUACUGGAGAAAGGGUUGCAAUUAAGAAGAUAAAUGAUGUUUUCGAGCAUGUCUCUGAUGCCACUCGCAUUUUGAGAGAAAUUAAACUCCUUCGGUUGCUUCGUCAUCCUGAUAUUGUAGAAAUAAAGCAUAUUAUGCUUCCACCUUCACGACGUGAAUUCAGGGAUAUUUAUGUUGUUUUUGAGUUGAUGGAAUCUGAUCUUCAUCAAGUAAUUAAGGCAAAUGAUGACCUUACUCCUGAGCAUUAUCAGUUUUUCUUGUACCAGCUUCUCCGUGGUCUGAAAUAUACACAUACAGCAAAUGUGUUUCAUAGAGAUUUAAAACCAAAGAACAUUCUUGCCAAUGCUGAUUGCAAAUUGAAGAUAUGUGAUUUUGGGCUUGCUCGAGUAUCUUUCAAUGACGCUCCAUCAGCCAUUUUCUGGACUGACUACGUAGCAACUCGGUGGUACCGUGCUCCUGAACUUUGCGGAUCUUUUUUCUCCAAGUACACUCCUGCAAUUGAUAUAUGGAGCAUAGGAUGCAUAUUUGCUGAAAUGCUUACAGGAAAACCACUUUUUCCUGGAAAGAACGUGGUUCACCAAUUGGAUCUCAUGACUGAUUUACUUGGCACUCCUUCUGCUGAAUCCAUUUCAAGGAUUCGUAAUGAAAAGGCAAGGAGGUAUCUUAGUAGCAUGCGAAAGAAACAACCAGUUCCAUUCACACACAAAUUCCCCAACGUAGAUCCAUUAGCUCUCCGCCUAUUGGAACGCCUGCUUGCAUUUGAUCCAAAAGAUCGUCCAACAGCUGAAGAGGCAUUGGCUGAUCCUUACUUUCAAGGUUUGGCAAAUGUGGAUCGUGAACCAUCCACUCAACCCAUUUCAAAGCUGGAGUUUGAGUUUGAGAGGAGGAAAUUGACCAGAGAUGAUGUUAGAGAGUUGAUCUAUCGAGAGAUAUUAGAGUAUCAUCCUCAGAUGCUGCAGGAGUAUCUUCGUGGUGGAGAACAGACUAGCUUCAUGUACCCAAGUGGUGUGGAUCGAUUCAAGCGACAAUUUGCGCAUCUUGAGGAGCAUUAUGGUAAAGGUGAAAGGGGCACCCCCCCACUCCAAAGGCAGCAUGCUUCCUUGCCUAGAGAGAGGGUUCCUGCUCCUAAGGAUGAAACUGCUGCAGAAAAUAAUUAUGAAAGAACUGCAGCUUCUGUUGCUACAACUCUACACAGCCCUCCGUCUGAUGUUUCGGAAAAUGCAAACAAGGACGGGCAAAAUGGAAUCAACAAGCCAAACUGCAGUGCUCGUAGCCUAUUGAAGAGCGCUAGCAUUAGUGCUUCCAAGUGUGUGGUUGUGCAACAAAAAAGAGAUGGAGAGCUCGAGGAAGCAAUUCGUGAGGCGAACGAUGAGACGGUUGACGGGUUAACUCAGAAGGUGGCAAUCCUUCAUGCGUGAUUUCAAACUAAUGCGAUCUUCUACGGAAAGUGUCAGAUGUGGUAUAAAUUUGUGAUAAUGCCAAUUUUCUACUCAUAACCUGGAAAUGGGAUGAUGAGUCUUAUGACCUGCAUAGAAGAUCUUCACUUAUUUUAGGUAGAAGCUAAUAGUAGGACUACAUUCUUAUAGUUACCCUUUUUGUGUUACCAAAAUACGGAGGAGAUGCUCUCUUUUUAUUUAACUCUUAUUUUAUAUCUUUAUGUGCAACCGUAUACUUUGUGCGAUUGUGUAGUGUUAUA
This is a messenger RNA of Pistacia vera, 2320 nucleotides long. Its product is annotated as mitogen-activated protein kinase 9-like. Gene Ontology annotation, biological process: intracellular signal transduction; protein phosphorylation. Gene Ontology annotation, cellular component: nucleus; cytoplasm. Bases 276 to 2042 code for a protein of 588 amino acids. Gene Ontology annotation, molecular function: MAP kinase activity; ATP binding. The transcript has 11 exons. The record is from RefSeq and is a predicted model, not a curated record. NCBI's taxonomy places the organism in Eukaryota, Viridiplantae, Streptophyta, Magnoliopsida, Sapindales, Anacardiaceae.